AUGCCUUCCACAAGGUUUUUAAAUGUUGCUAAUUAUUUUGUUUUAUGUAUUUAUUUCCUCUUCUCAUCAUUAGUGAGUACAGUUUCACCGGGAGCAAACGAUUUACACUUCUAUGACGGUUCUUCUACAGCUGAUAUCAUUGCUGGAGAUGUAUUUUUUGAAAUUUUAGACCCUCCCGAGCUAAGGUAUUCUUAUCGAAUUAGACCAGCUAAAGAUUUUGGAACUCCAUUCAAUGGCAGUAUUUAUUUUGAGAAAGUGCGUUUAGUUCCAACACUCCCAUUGCAUAGUUGUUCAGAUAUAUUGAAUGCAGAUGAAAUAUUUGGCAAUAUUGCUUUGUCUGAGAGAGGAGAGUGCUCCUUUGUAUUUAAAACUCUGAAAGCCCAGCAAGUUGGGGCCCAAGCAGUUAUUAUCACAGAAUCUGUUGAUAAAUGGGAUGAUGCCUUAGAUCACCUUAUUGAGAUGGUGGAUGACAAAAUGGAGUUAGAUGUUAAUAUUCCAGCAGGAUUUCUUCUUGGUCGUAGCGGUGCAACAAUUAUACGAACACUAAGGAGGCUACAAAAAAACUAUGCAAUUGUAAACAUGCCAAUUAACUUGACACACGUGCCAAUAGGGAAAAUGAAACAACCACCAUGGAUAUCAUGG
Brenthis ino (lesser marbled fritillary) is the source of this 642-nucleotide messenger RNA. The record is from the annotation of a GenBank genome assembly. NCBI's taxonomy places the organism in Eukaryota, Metazoa, Arthropoda, Insecta, Lepidoptera, Nymphalidae.